Messenger RNA from Fonsecaea erecta, 1536 nucleotides. RefSeq lists its product as hypothetical. The record is from RefSeq and is a predicted model, not a curated record. The transcript has 5 exons. The coding region runs from base 1 to 1536 and encodes 511 amino acids. Gene Ontology annotation, cellular component: cytosol; mitochondrion. Gene Ontology annotation, molecular function: D-glucose binding; mannokinase activity; glucokinase activity. Gene Ontology annotation, biological process: glycolytic process; glucose 6-phosphate metabolic process; intracellular glucose homeostasis. Lineage: Eukaryota; Fungi; Ascomycota; Eurotiomycetes; Chaetothyriales; Herpotrichiellaceae.
AUGUCUGCCCACACGCAGAACCUCCAAUUUUCUCGAGAAGAUGUCGAGUUUGAAAUCCCCUCUGAUCUCCCUGAGAAGCUGGGAGAAGAACUUCGAAGACUGGAACAGCUGUUUACCGUGGAUACAACCGUGCUGAAGAAGAUCACGGAUAGGUUCGGUGAAGAACUUGAUGAAGGACUUCGAAAGCACGGGUCGAAUGUGCCAAUGAAUAUAACCUGGGUUACGUCCUUCCCAACAGGGCACGAAACCGGCACCUAUCUGACACUCGACCUCGGCGGAACUAAUCUCCGUGUAUGUCUGAUCACGCUCUCUGGCAGACAAGGAGGGACCGACAUCACACAGGAGAAAUAUCAAUUACCGAAAGAGAUCAAGACCGGAACAGCAGAUGAACUAUUCGAGUACCUUGCCGAUCGCCUUGCGGAUUUCGUGGAAAAGCACGUCAAAGCCGACGAUACGGUCGGGGACGAUGGGAAAGUACCCCUGGGGUUCACAUUCAGCUACCCUGCUACCCAGGAGCGAAUUGAUCACGGGAUCUUGCAGACCUGGACGAAGGGGUGGGACGUCAAGGGAGUGGAAGGCAAUGAUGUUGCUGAGAUGUUAAGAGGGGCUAUUGAGAAACGCGACCUUCCCGUCAAGCUCGUCGCCCUUAUCAACGACACGACCGGCGCGCUCAUCGCCUCCGCCUACAACGACCCGAAGACAAUCAUCGGUGCGAUUUUUGGCACGGGCUGCAACGCGGCAUACAUGGAGCGGACAUACCACAUACCAAAACUGCAAAGGAAUGGCCCAUCCUCUAACGGCACCACAGCAACUGCAGAGACCAAGGACGCAGAAUCAGAUGACUCGUUCAUGGCAAUCAACUGCGAAUACGGUGCUUUUGACAACUCCCACGCCAUCCUGCCACGGACGCGGUACGACGAAUUGAUCGACGAACAGUCGCCACGGCCCGGAGAGCAGACGUUCGAGAAGAUGUCGGCAGGGCUCUACCUGGGCGAGAUCUUCCGCCAGAUCCUCAUCGACCUUCAUCAAAGAGGAGUCAUAUUCCAGGACGUAAAGCUUGACGACCAGCAGAAGGAAUUACUGAACACCCCCUACGCGAUCGACACGGAAUUCCUGUCUAACCUCGAGAACGACUCCUCACCUUCCCUCUCCUCCUCGGCCCGGGCUUUUGAAUCCACGCUUUCGAACCUGCAUCCUUCGCAAUCAGAACUACUCUUCUCGCAGGCCGUGGCCAAGCUCAUCGCCAUCCGCGGCGCCCGGCUCUGCGCGUGCGGCGUGUCCGCCAUCUGUCGCAGGAUCGGGACGCGCAAAGGUCACGUCGCUGCGGACGGGAGCGUGGCCAUUAAGCACCCACGGUUCAAGGAGCGGUGGGAGGACGCUGUUAGAGAGAUUCUCGACAUGAAGAUGGGCGCCAAAGCCGCUGGCGGAGGCGAGGGAGGGUUGGAAGGGAUCGAGUUGACGAGCGCAGAGGAUGGGAGCGGUGUGGGUGCCGCCGUUAUCACUGCCCUGACCCUGGGGAGGAGAGGGGGACAGUAA